Messenger RNA from Plutella xylostella (diamondback moth), 931 nucleotides. RefSeq lists its product as uncharacterized. Lineage: Eukaryota; Metazoa; Arthropoda; Insecta; Lepidoptera; Plutellidae. The record is from RefSeq and is a predicted model, not a curated record.
GAAUGGCGUAUAAAUAUUAAUAUCACAUUGGCGAAGCUGAUACCAUUCGAUAGGCUGUGAUCAAAGUUAGUGGACUUGCCAAAUUUGUAUAUCAAAAAUGGUCGGUACAAAAGUUUUCUGUGUUUUGCUGGCUGUGGCCACCGCCUUUAAUGGAAGAGCUGCCGCACUGGAGUGCUACGUGUGUCGAGGCUGCGCGGAGGUGACCCCAGCCGAGAUUCAAACCUGCGGCGCCGAGGCAACCACCGACGACCCGGCAGGAGUCACUGAUGCCGACACCUUCGAUGUGCCCAGCGCGGCUGAAUUGUUCCAGGUGGCAAAAGUGCCAUACUUGGAGGAGAAGGACGAGGAGGUGCCCACAUUCGUGCUGGACAACUCGGAGCUCCCGGGCUCCAAGUUCCUGUCUCGAGGCCUGAAGCAGUACCGGGAUGGAACCAGCGACGCGCGCUGUGUGGUCGCUGUGUUCACUGACAACCAAGGUGCCACGGACGUGGUGCGCGGAUGUUCGACCGUGUCGGACGACAAGGAGCUACGUUGCAGGGAAGCCGUGGGUAAUGACUACACUGGAGCAUUUUCCUUCUGCCACCUCUGCGAGGAAGAGCUUUGUAACUCUGCGGCCGUGUCUACAGCGGCAUUCGUAACUGUCAUUGUGGGUGUUAUCCUCAACUUGACCUAUUUUUAGGUGUGUUUGGUAACUAGUGUGUUAAAUUAUUAUGAAUAGUUGAGAGAAAUAUUUACUUACUUACCAAGUUCAAGUAAUGGGCAGAUGUUAUGCUGAAAUUACAGGAAAUUAUCCGAAAAGAAUGUUUAUUAUUAUUUUAGGGGUGGGGUGGGAAUUGUUUUUGCAUAACUAACAAGAUCUGAGAAAUUGAAUUUAACUAAAUUUCUUUUCAAUAAUAAAGAGUAUUUUUUUAUUUAUAUUUACUAUCCAUAA